AUGGCUCUCACAAAACAACCGACGCUGUGGGGAGUGCCGCUCAAGCUCAUUUCGCUGGUGACACUGACGGCCCAGAACUCGUCGCUGAUUCUCGUUAUGCGAUACUCUCGAAUCAUGCCUGCCGGACCCAACGGCCACUACUUCACCUCGACAGCCGUGCUGCUGAACGAGUUGCUCAAGCUCGCCAUCUGUCUGUGUGUCGCCAUCUACAUCACUCCCGGCCAUUCCAUUCAAACCCUGUACAAAGACGUUUUUGGCCCCGACGCGUGGAAGCUGUCCAUUCCAGCCGUGCUCUACACCCUGCAAAACUCGCUGCAGUAUGUGGCCGUCUCCAACCUGGAUGCCGCCACCUUCCAGGUCACCUACCAGCUCAAAAUUAUCACCACUGCCUUCUUCUCUGUGGCCCUGCUGCGACGAUCGCUCAGUAACACACAGUGGCUGUCGCUGUUCAUUCUCACCAUUGGCGUGGCUCUGGUCCAGCUCCCCGCAGCAGCCGUGGAGGCCAUUGUCGACUCCCUGCGAUGGAGCUGGUGGUCUGGCGAGGAAGCCAAGACCGUGGUCACCAAGGUUGCCCGAGACCUCGUCACUCGGGGCGCUCCCACAGACACCAACUCUAAGGUUGGUCUGGUGGCCGUCAUUUUGGCAUGCUGCCUGUCCGGCCUGGCAGGAGUUUACUUCGAGAAGGUACUCAAGGGCUCACAGACGUCGCUAUGGACCCGAAACGUGCAGCUGUCAUUCUUCUCCCUCAUCCCCGCCACCCUUAUUGGCUGCUGGUGGUACCAGGGAGCUGAGAUUGCUGAGUACGGCUUCUUCAAUGGCUACAACACCACUGUGUGGAGCGCCAUCAUUCUUCAGGCCCUUGGAGGCAUUGUGGUGGCUCUGUGUGUCAAGUUUGCCGACAACAUUGCCAAGAACUUUGCCACCUCCAUCUCCAUUCUCAUCUCCUUUGUGGCCUCCGUGUACCUGUUUGAGAUGGAGGUCACGGUCAACUUUGUGGCUGGAGCCGCUCUGGUUGUGUUUGCAACCUUCCUGUACUCUCGGCCUGCUCCCGUCCCCCAGGAGCUGCCUAAGAGCAACUAG
Molecule: messenger RNA, 1080 nt
Organism: Yarrowia lipolytica CLIB122
Lineage: Eukaryota; Fungi; Ascomycota; Dipodascomycetes; Dipodascales
Biological process (GO): pyrimidine nucleotide-sugar transmembrane transport
Cellular component (GO): Golgi membrane
Molecular function (GO): UDP-galactose transmembrane transporter activity
Source: RefSeq, a predicted model, not a curated record